CAAACACGAGGGUCAAUAUUUUUGAUGAUAUUUUUUUUUUGCUGAAAAAUGUUUCUGAUCCGAAUGUUUUGCCGAAACGUACGACUAGAUCAAGUAAUUAGAAGAACUUUAAGCAACAACAAAAACAUAUGUGAAUCGAUCAAUCUUGAAGAUCCAAUCAUACAACCGAUUCGAACGGAAUUGGUGACAAAAUUGAAAAUCACCGAUGAAAAAGCCAAUCUAAUCCUAUUGAAAUGGAUGAAUGAUUCAAGUAUUGAUCGUAAUCAACGUACAGUGAGUGACAAAAUCGAUUUAUUACAAUCAAAUUUCCAAAUCGACGAUAUCAAUCAUAAUAUACAGGUAUUGAAUAUGUCAUUGGAAAAAGUUGAAAGCAAAAUCAACAUUUUGAAGGAAUUGGCAUUUGAACGUCUGGAAAUGGCAAUGCUUUAUGCAUUACCAAAUCUAAUGAACAAAAAUGUUGGCCAAUUAAAAUCGAAUGGUUAUUAUGAUGAACAUCUAAAUCUACUUGAAUACAUUGUCAAUCAUCUUCGACCGUCAAAUAGUGACGAAUUUUGUUUCGAUCAAUUUGAACAACAUCUACGUGAAGAAUGUAAACAUUUCACAGAUGAUUCCAUUGUCAUUAAAGAUGUACGUCGAACAUUGAUUACGCUGAUUUUGAGGCUAAUGUUGGAUUGUUCCAACCAAGUUGCUCAACAUAUUAUUGAUGCUACAGAUUCGGAUAACCAUUUAUCGGAGACAAGUCUACGAAAAUUGUUGAUGAAUCUAAAUAUUCUGAAAAAUCAAUUGAAUUUACCCGUAAAUUUUAUGGUGAAACAUUUUCAUACAUUGAACAAUUGUGAUACGGACAAUCUUGUUGGACUGGCCUCGAUCAAUCAUUUUCGUGAUAAUGCAGACUUACGUUCCACAUUUUUCUCUCGUAAGCGAUUAUUGAAUAUUGAUGCCAGCUUAAUCAGCGAAAGAAUGGAUGUGAUCCUGACAAAAUAUGGCUGUACAAUUCAACAAUUAUCAGCGAAUAUUUUCAUGUUGGAAUUAUCCUCUGCAAAUAUAUGCGAAAAUUUUGAAAAAUUUCAAAAACAACAUGAAUUACGAUCGUAUGCUGAUGGCCGAGAAUUUCUACGUCUCAUCAUGAAUAUUGAUGUUGCCAUUAAAAACAUGCGAUUGUUGAAGGAGAAAGGAAUGAGAUCGAAAUACAUUUCCAUCCACAAUAUAUUGAAACCGAGUAGUCGUUUUUCAACAAUGGUCGAGAAUAAUAAUUUCAAAUUAACGCUCAAUACGUUUAUUCAGAUGCAGUUCGCCAUUUCGCUGAAAGAAGUGAAACAUAAAAUUGGAAAAUUCAAAUCAACAAAUCGUUCAUUCAAUUCAGUGAAUGCCGAGAAUAUUGUCAAUUUUUUUCGCGAACAAGGCCUGAAUGAUGAGCAAAUAUUGAAUGGAAUUUAUUUGAUAUUUUAUGAUUUCCAAAUAAUUCAAUCGGUUUGGCCAAAAAUUUUUAAACAUCCGAAUGUUCUAAAAUCCAAUGUUGUUGUCGAUGAUUGGAAAAAUCAUCCAAAUGUUUUGCAAUUAUUGUUUCAUUUGAUUGAGACAUCGUCAACAACAACAACAACAACAACGUCAAUUAAUCAUUGAAUUUGUUGAUCGAUAUGAGCCAAUUGAUUUGUUUUCAAUCGUUGUAGAAAACUAAAUUGCAUAGUGAACAAUGUGAAACGUAAUAAUU
Messenger RNA from Dermatophagoides farinae (American house dust mite), 1711 nucleotides. RefSeq lists its product as uncharacterized. NCBI's taxonomy places the organism in Eukaryota, Metazoa, Arthropoda, Arachnida, Sarcoptiformes, Pyroglyphidae. The record is from RefSeq and is a predicted model, not a curated record.